Molecule: messenger RNA, 267 nt
Organism: Trypanosoma theileri
Lineage: Eukaryota; Euglenozoa; Kinetoplastea; Trypanosomatida; Trypanosomatidae
Exons: 1
Source: RefSeq, a predicted model, not a curated record
GUGUUUUAUUGUGUGAGAGUGGUUUACUGUGUUCCCCUCGUUGGGCUGUGUUUGAUUGCUGUUGUGAUGCGUAUUCUCUCUCUCUCAUAUUGUGGUGUUGUGUAUUGUCUGCCGUGUGAGUCAAAUGUGCGUCCUUUUCCUCCUUUUUCUUGUUACCACAGAUCCAAGCAACUCACAGUGACAAUGGUGACAACGAUGUUCGUCCAACUGCGCCGUGUGGUGUACCUGUUGGUAUUUCUGCAGUUUUGUUUGGACGUGUGUGCGGCC